AGCCGGAGCCGGAGCCGGAGCCCCGAGCCGGAGCCCGGAGCCCGGAGCCCGGAGCCCGGAGCCGGGGGGCGGCGUCGGCGGGCGCGGGCGAGCGAGGGCCCCUUCCCGGACCUGGCCCGGCGCCGCUGCUUCGCGUUCCCGGCGAGGCGGGAGACCUGCCUCCUUGCCUGCUGGCCGACUGCCGAGGAGCCCCUCGUUUUUCCGCCACCGAGGUAAAGGGGUUCAGCGGGCGGAGCGCCAGAGGUGGUUAAGUGAACCUGCCGCGGCCGCCGGGAUCUGCUGAGGCGCCGGUCCGGGGGCGGGAGGCCACCCUGGAGCCUCUCUGCGGGGUGCAGGGAUGGAAGACCCCACGGCGCACCCUCUCUGCGGUGUUGCUCGCCUCGUGUGUCCUUAGGAAUGAAGAGGCGACUCGUGGUGCCCCGAGGAGCUCCUGAAAGCCGGAUGGCAGGGAAGAUACCACGGGACACACACUAGUGAGCGUGUGGGGGCCACACACGUUUUUGAAUGUAAUUGGAUGAGCGUGAAAGAGGUGCCCUAUUAAAAAGCACAACAGCCCUCUAAGAGGAGCAAAAUCGAGUUUCUCCAUGUUUGCCGAGGUUUUGGAGACUGUUCGAUGCAUUGUGCAUUUGAUGUGAGAUGAGAACUUUUUAAGGUUUUCUGUGCAAGAGCGUAAACGAUGACUACCCCGGCCCUGCUGCCCUUAUCUGGACGAAGGAUACCACCUCUGAACCUGGGACCGCCUUCCUUCCCACACCACAGGGCUACCUUGAGACUUUCCGAGAAGUUUAUCCUCCUCCUUAUCCUAAGUGCCUUCAUCACCCUGUGUUUUGGAGCAUUCUUCUUCCUUCCAGACUCUUCAAAACACAAACGCUUUGAUCUGGGUUUGGAAGAUGUAUUGAUUCCUCACGUAGAUGCCAGCAAAGGGGCUAAAAACCCUGGAGUCUUUCUGAUCCACGGACCUGAUGAACACAGACACAGGGAAGAAGAGGAACGUUUAAGAAAUAAAAUUCGAGCUGAUCACGAGAAGGCCCUGGAAGAAGCAAAAGAAAAAUUAAAAAAGUCGAGAGAGGAAAUUCGAGCGGAAAUUCAGACAGAGAAAAAUAAGGUAGUCCAAGAGAUGAAGACAAAAGAGAAGAAGCCACUGCCACCAGUCCCUAUACCAAAUCUAAUAGGAAUAAAUGGUGGAGACCCAGAAGAUAAUGACAUACGAAAGAAAAGGGAAAAAAUUAAAGAGAUGAUGAAACAUGCCUGGGAUAAUUAUAGGAUGUAUGGUUGGGGACAUAAUGAACUCAGACCUAUUGCAAAGAAAGGACACUCCACUAAUAUAUUUGGAAGUUCACAAAUGGGUGCUACCAUAGUAGAUGCUUUGGAUACCCUUUAUAUCAUGGGACUUCAUGAUGAAUUUGGAGAUGGGCAAAAAUGGAUCGAAGAGAACCUUGAUUUCAGUGUGAAUUCAGAGGUGUCUGUGUUUGAAGUCAACAUUCGAUUUAUUGGAGGCCUGCUUGCAGCUUAUUACCUUUCAGGAGAAGAGAUAUUCAAGAUUAAAGCAGUUCAACUGGCUGAGAAACUCCUUCCGGCCUUUAACACACCUACUGGGAUUCCUUGGGCAAUGGUGAAUCUGAAAAGUGGAGUAGGGCGAAACUGGGGCUGGGCAUCUGCAGGUAGCAGCAUUCUUGCUGAAUUUGGUACACUGCAUAUGGAGUUUGUCCACCUCAGCUACUUGACAGGGGACCCAGUUUACUACAAAAAGGUAAUGCACAUUCGGAAACUGCUUCAGAAGAUGGAUCGUCCAAAUGGUCUUUAUCCAAAUUAUUUGAACCCAAGAACAGGUCGCUGGGGUCAGUAUCAUACAUCAGUUGGCGGGCUGGGAGACAGUUUUUAUGAAUACUUACUAAAAGCAUGGUUGAUGUCAGAUAAAACAGACCAUGAGGCGAGAAAAAUGUAUGAUGAUGCUAUUGAGGCUAUAGAGAAACAUCUUAUUAAGAAGUCCCGAGGAGGUCUCACCUUUAUUGGAGAAUGGAAAAACGGGCACUUGGAAAAGAAGAUGGGGCACUUGGCCUGUUUUGCUGGGGGAAUGUUUGCACUGGGAGCAGAUGGUUCCAGAAUGGAUAAAGCUGGUCAUUAUUUAGAGCUAGGGGCAGAAAUUGCACGUACAUGUCAUGAGUCAUAUGACAGAACUGCAUUAAAGCUGGGUCCUGAAUCAUUCAAGUUUGAUGGUGCAGUAGAGGCUGUGGCAGUCCGGCAGGCUGAAAAGUAUUACAUCCUCCGUCCAGAAGUAAUUGAAACCUAUUGGUACCUAUGGCGAUUCACUCAUGAUCCAAGAUAUAGACAAUGGGGCUGGGAAGCAGCACUGGCUAUUGAAAAGUAUUGCCGAGUAAGUGGUGGAUUUUCUGGGGUGAAGGAUGUGUAUUCCUCUACUCCUACACAUGAUGAUGUACAGCAGAGCUUCUUUCUUGCUGAAACAUUAAAAUAUUUGUAUCUGCUGUUCUCCAGUGAUGAUCUUUUACCUUUAGACCACUGGGUAUUCAACACAGAGGCUCAUCCUCUGCCCGUGUUACAUUUAGCCAACACCACACUUUCAGGAAAUCCUGCUGUUCGAUGAAAGCGGCUCCAGAAAGACCAUUCUCACCUGUGUUUUGUUUACAUGGACCACUACAGAAAUUAGUCUGGAGAGGGGGCUUUUGGAAACCUGGACCUCAUAAGUCAGCAUGGCAGGGUGAAACAUGACUGUGCCCCACAAGACUUUGCAACUUGUAGAUAUCUCAACUUUGAAAUGAUUCCAUUUUAUACCUGACCAAAACCUGGUAUGUAUAAGACAAAGACCUGGUAUGCUUGGAUUCUUAAAGAGAUGGUCACAUGGGAAAUUUUGCCUGUUACUGCUAUAUUGUUUCUAGCGUCCUGGAAUCUGGAAACUAGACUGCCUAAAGAUAAGCCGAGAAUGUGGAGCACCUUGCGGGAGUGAGAGAUGGCCUUUGGAACCGAUUAUAUAUUUGUUCCUUCCAAAGCUUUCAAAUCAAAUAUUUACUUAUUAUUUAUCCCCCUUUCUCCAUUUUUAAUAAUGGAAGGAACUAAAACAAAAGAACAGUAGAACGGCAUCAAGAGCAAGAAGACUGGAAAAAGAAACAGAAGUACCUGUCCCCAUCUCAGUUUUCAAGUUCCCCAUUGGACGGCCAGACUGGCAACCAUUUCAAAUCCCAGUGUAUUCCAUUGAAAUUUCUUGGUUAAAUUUCAUUUUCUCUGGGGGCAUGAUCUCACAAAGAAUACUCUUCAAGUCUUUGUCUCCAUAUGGAAUCAUUGAAACUGCUAUUUAUCAUAACCACUACUUAUGAGCCUGGGUUUGGGAUUUUGUGCAUGUUGAUCAGUCUAGUGUUGGUAGCAUGACAAAAAGUGGGGGAAACACUAUAGUUUGUCUCCUUGAAACCUGUUCUAAGAGAAAGCCUUGGUCUUGUUGGUAGGGGAUUUUUUUUUUUUUCCCAAACCAGCAAAUCUACCAAGUGAAUUUUAUCCACUUUAACCUUCUUAUAAAUUUAGUAAAAUCCCUCAAACUUACAACUUAAUGUAGUUUGGCAAAAUUCACUAUACUGUUUUGCAACUCUGAAUUUACUUACCUUGAUGAGCCAAAUUUCUUUUACAGCCUAUUACAUCAAAAACAAACUACAGUGAAACUUGCUUAAACAUUCUAUCUGGAAUGGAGAUAGGGGAUCCUUUAUUUAUUAUCUCUUCAGAUGAGUGAGUUUUUCACAAAUAUUUUAUGUAAAAAAUAAGAUUCAGCUUUUAUUUUCUGCAAGGAUAUUUAUAGAAAUCCAAAGAAUCAGAACAGCUUCAAAAUAAUUUUUAGUGAAAAAAAUGUAGUAUAAUUAGUCAUGUUAACUAAAUUUGGGAUAUAUCUAAGGAAGUUUCUCUUACCAUCAAUAGAUUUUGCAGUGAUAUUUAUUUUUAAAGAAAUUACUAUUUCUUUAUAUUUGGGGAGAACUUAAAUUUUAUCAAGAACUGUAUUAUAAAUAUGCUUGUAAAUUUUCUGUCCCUUGAAUUUAUGUCACAGUGCAAGACACUUUCUUCUUUACAUUUAAUACAAACAGCUUCCAUUGACAAUAAAAUUUGGGAGCAGUAUAAUUAGUCUAAUUAUUUACUCUAAUUUGAAAAUUUCAUGAAACAAUGUGAAAGAAGCCCACCUUGGAAUUCUGAAGGCAUAUUCUCUUAUUUUGAUAGCUUUUCUUUUUAACCUUUUAUUAGCAUGUAGUAGAUUUAAAUUGGAGAAAGAUUUAAUAAAUUAAUAUAAUUAAGUAUUUUCUAAGGGUGAUCACCUUAUACCACCAAGAGUCAGACAAUCCUCACAAUUUAGCAAAUGAUCCAGAAAUGAUAAUUACCCCAGAUUUUUCAGUAUACAUAGAAGAUAAGGAUGUGGAGCUCUAGUGCAUUAUUCAAGUGUUUAAGAGAGUUAAAUUUUAGCACACAUUUUGAAAUUAUAGUAUCUUUUACUAGAAAAAUUAAAAUUCUUAAAUGAGAAGAGUAGACGACUAACUUGAGAAAGGGAAAGUAUUUGGUUCUCAAAAAAAUGUUAGCCUUCCCCCUAAAAAUAGUGCAAGUCCACUUACAAGUCACUAAAUAGUGUGAACAACUUGAGGUAGCAAAGAGCCGCUGGGUAGAGACAGUGAGCCACCCAUACUUUGUUUUGAAGGGUGCACAGUAAAGGGGCCUUCUUGGUCUCCCAGGAGCUUCUCAAGGAAGGAGAAGACAGAGCCCCGACCCGGCAAGUGCUCGGUUUCUAUCUCUGGGUUGAGUGGGGCUUAAGAGGAAGCUAGAGAGGUGCUUGAACAUGGCCAGUGCUCGUUCAAGCGAAUCGAGAAUCGGAGAGGUACAAGGGAAGGGUCUUCACCACCACCCAGUACCUCCCCCUGUGAUGACAAGACUAGAGCUUAUCACAAUGCUUCCAUUGUUUCCUUCUCUGAAUACCAAAGGCAAUUAAAGUCAGCUACAGAUGACUUGCCAGUGUCAUGUUUCAUUUUGUUUUGUUUUUUACAGAUUUUUAAAAUUAUUUCCACUAAGAUCAAUACUUAUCCCACUUUCUGCUUAGUUUUCCAAGAGUAUUUACUUUCUUUUGUCCCUUGCCGUCCUUGGCAUUUCAUAGACCUAUUACUCAGGUUAAAAUACUCAUUAUGUGUAUAAGACCUUUGCAGAGAGCCUAAGGAUGCUUCUUUCCAGGUGCCUCUUCAGAGAGCUGGCACCUAGUUUUGUGCCUUUGGCACAAAUGUGCUGAGUAGAUUGAUCAGUUGGUACAUAAAAGAGAAGCAGAGAUGUUGAACACCCCUCUACCUUCUCCAUUUCUCUUCUAGAAUUUUAGAAUCACACUUUUUUGUUGAAACCAGUAUAAAGUUGUUAAAGCCAAGUGAAUGCGGCCCUAACCAAAAACCCAUCUCUGCAGAUAAAACAGACCCCAGUCAGAGAGUUCUUCCUUUCUGGGGAGUUGCGUGUAUGUGUUGUUGUGUGCCUGACACCAACUUCUACCCGUCUUUGAGCAGAGGUGUGUAUAUGUAAGAGUGAACUGGAUGUUGGAGGAACACGUUCCUUUUGUGAAACGUUGACCCUCGUUCUCUGUGACAUCAGCUAAGGCACCCCUGGGCUGCCCUUGGUAGAUCUUAACCAAGCGGUUUGGAACUGUGACCAUCGGCUUCUCAUCUCCACUCUCCUUUGCCAAAGUCUUUGUCCGAGCUCCAGAUUUGUUGAUAAAAGAUUCUGCUUGCCAUUCUCAUUAUACAGUUUCUCCUUCAGCCUGGAUUUCUGUGAACGAAUGCAUGCGUGAGUGAGCGAAUGAGUGAACAUAGAGUUCCUGAUAGGUGCCGAGCACUGUGCUAGGCACUCGAGCAUUAGAACAUUUUGUGACUCUGGUGCCAUUUUCUGUGUAAGAGUAAUUCAUACCAUCGUAAAUGUUUUCCAGUAUGAAUUAUGUUACAAAAUCAUUAAUUUUAUAUUUCAUUUAAAUUAAAGAGGAAGAGAAAUGGUUUAUAAUAUAUUUUAAGCGAUGUGUUACUAUAUAGUACUAACAGCUAUAAUUGUAGUUAAUAACUAGUCUCUUGGAAAAUGUCAGAGAAAUACUUGAUUUCUGAUGUAACUUUGACUAAAAUACUUUAGAAAUAAAUAAAAACAUUCUUAUUUUGCUAUAUCACUUGAAUUAUAUAAUGAAAAGGUAAUGUUUUAUAGAAAUGCUGGUUAUUUUAUAUUCAAAAAAUUUUGUCAUGUAAGUCAUGCAUAAAACCUGCAGUUGUAAAUUAUUUUUCCUCUGCUAAGGGUCCCAGUCAUGGUCCCAUGCUGUUAAAUAUAAAUAUAUAUAUAUAUAUAUAUACUAAAAUAUUUCUGAGUUCCAAAUAACAGUCUUUAGUAAUCGUAUUUUGAGUUCUUGUUUCUCUUUAGUCUCCAUACCUUCCAAUUGGCUAGCUCAUAUUCUUAUUCUUUACAUAAGUAUAUACAUAAAUACAAUCAUACACAGAUUUUUGAUAUUGUCUGUGUUAACAAACACAGUUGCUAACCAGUUUUAGCUACGCAAAUUCUAAGCAGAAUAAUUGGGUAACCAAAUAUGAUCUGGCAAUAUUUUAAUGUACUUAUUCUGGUUCAAGAACACAGGUGAAGACAAUUUUCUCUUCAGCUCAUUCAGAUCAUGAUGGAAACAUUCUUUGAUCUAUAAUAGGUCAGCAAGCUUUUCUGUAAAGGCCCAGAUAAUACUUUAGGCUAUGUGCACCAUCAGUCUCAUGUAUCUGGUACUCAUUUCUGCAAUUGGAACAUGAAAGUUGGUGUAGACAAUAUGUAAACGAAGGGAUGUCGCUGUGUUCCAAUAAAACUUUAUUUACAAAAGCA
Molecule: messenger RNA, 6849 nt
Organism: Nyctereutes procyonoides (raccoon dog)
Lineage: Eukaryota; Metazoa; Chordata; Mammalia; Carnivora; Canidae
Gene: MAN1A2
Product: mannosidase alpha class 1A member 2
Exons: 13
Coding region: 677-2602 (641 amino acids)
Biological process (GO): carbohydrate metabolic process; N-glycan processing
Cellular component (GO): extracellular exosome; Golgi membrane; endoplasmic reticulum
Molecular function (GO): mannosyl-oligosaccharide 1,2-alpha-mannosidase activity; calcium ion binding
Source: RefSeq, a predicted model, not a curated record